AGCUCAGUUUUGUGCCAAGUUUUCGCGUACAAUUACAAAACGCCGAAACGUCUGUUGUGCUUCCUUGUUUUGUAAUUUUCUAAACAACUGUGCUCACAGUCAUCGACGAUGCAAUUGUGAAUAUACACCUGUGGUUCAACAAGAGGAUAUAAGUGCUGUUUGAAGUGUGUUGUUGUGAUGUGAUAAGGACUAGAUUGUAAAUGAAAAUAGCUUACAAUCACAACUUGACAGUCACUUACAAGUGCCUUCUAAAUGUAACAAACAAUUGACUCUUUUUACCGUUACAUCACUCUAUAUUGAAAUGGCUCGUUUAAGUAGGCGGUGCUAUGUGAUAAGGAAGUGACAUGGUGUUAUCAGUGUGACCUUGACAUGCGGUCGUUAUCAUGGAAUCUCCAGGGGAUACAAUCAGCGGCGUUAUCAAUGCUUGGAAUGACAUGAUUGAGACGGAAAAUGAAUCAAUACGGGAGAGAGUAUCAGACUUGGAGAAGAAGGUGCUGGAGCAAGGAGAUGAGAUUGUGUGUCUGAGGUCAACUUUGGCCGAUGUUCUGCGGAGACUCAAUCAGCUGGAGGGGUCUCGGCCCGUCACUACACCACUCAAGAAUGGCUCUCUCAGAGCUGUGGGUAAUCACACAGUCUCACACAACAACCACACAGUGCUUGGCUCACAGAAGGACCUGCGCUACAGACCCAACCCUUCCCCUGACACUAACAGUAACAAGGAGCCGGUGAGACGAGUGCCGAGCUAUCAGACGCCUUCAUCUCUCCCACAGAGAUUACACAAGAAUUUUGGUUCUCUGCGAACACUCAGCAGAUUGCACCAGGAUACCCAGAGUUCUUUGAGAAGAAGAGUGGUCCACUACCAGUCCACGGGGUCGCUACACUCAGACUCUCCCAGCUCCAGCAGUGUGUCGCCUGUCCCCACCUCUCCCUCUCCCUCUCCCACUCGCCCCUCGGCCAAGACACCCCCAGCCACACACCCACACACCCCCUCUGGCAGUCUGUUUCUCAGCAAACGAUGGAGCUCUACGGGAGACUUCAACAGUGUCAACAGUCCUUCUCACAGUUCUAGGCUUGCAACAAAAUCACUGUUUAAUUUGUACAUGAAGCCCAACCCAUUGCAGAAUCACUCUCCACAGCUUAAACAUGGUACGCGAGAUGCAGCAUACAACGAGGAAGAAGGCACGUUGAGGAUGUACCUACGUGGUCGUCCAGUAGUCCUCUACGCCCCGUCACCAUUGGUCGACAGCUAUGACAUCACUAAGGUCGCCCCACCACCACAUCACAAGUUAAAACUCGACUGGGUUUACGGGUACCGAGGCAGGGAUUGUCGUAGCAACCUCUACCUGUUGCCUACAGGUGAGAUGGUGUACUUUGUGGCGGCCAUUGUGGUUCUAUACAACGUAGAGGAGCAAAGUCAGAGACAUUAUGUAGGACACACGGAUGACGUCAAGUGCCUUGCAAUCCAUCCAAACAAACUGCUAGUGGCAACUGGACAGACUGCAGGACAUGAUAGCAGGGAAGGCAGGCCUCAUAUCCGAGUAUGGAACUCAGUCAGUCUCAGCACAGUUUGUGUCCUCGGCAUAGGAGAGUUUGAGAGAUCAAUUUGUUGCCUGUCCUUCUCUAAAGCUGAUGGAGGUGCUCUUUUGUGUGCUGUAGACGAGGCCCAUGAUCACAACAUCUCAGUGUGGGAUUGGCAGAAAGGGGACAAAGGCUAUAAGGUCACAGAAACGAAGUGCUCGGUGGACACAGUCGUGGCUGCAGAGUUUCAUCCGCUGGAGCGCAACUGUAUAGUGACCUGCGGUAAAGCUCAUAUAAGUUUCUGGGCACUGGAUGCAGGUGGGACUCUGUACAAGCGGAUGGGAGUGUUUGAGACCCGAGACAAACCCAAGUACGUCACCUGUCUAGCCUUCACACAGACGGGAGACGUGCUCAGUGGAGACAGUAACGGGAACGUGGUCGUGUGGGGGAGAGGUACCAACACGAUUGCCAGAAUAGUCCGCAAUGCCCAUGAAGGAUCUAUAUUCAGCAUCUGUGUUCUCAAGGAAGGAAGUAUAGUGACAGCUGGAGGCAAAGACGGAAGACUGAUACAAUUUGACAGCAACUUCCAACCCACUGGCUAUGAAGCUCAGAUCGCCGAGCACCUGGGAGGGGUCAGGACAGUCUCCGAAGGUCGUGGAUCGCAGUUGUUGAUUGGCUCCACCCGCAACUGUAUCCUGAUUGGCUCGUUGGACGUCGGCUUCAGUCCCGCAGUCCUGGGACACACGGACGAGCUGUGGGCCCUCUCUCCCCACCCCUCCCUUCCACAGUUUCUCACUGCAGGCUUUGACAAGAUUGUGCAGCUGUGGGACUGUAUGUCUCGCAGUGUCGUGUGGAGCAAGGACAUUGCGGAGCAAGCGCAGUCUGCUGCGUUUUCCCCUGAUGGCAGUGUUAUAGUAAUCGGAGCUGUGACGGGACGAUGGCUCGUCAUGGAUUCUGAGACUCGGGAGAUCUACUCUGUACACACAGACGGAGGGGAACCUAUACAGGUUGUCAAGUUUUCUCCCGAUGCAAGAUACCUGGCUUUGGGUUCCCGAGAUAACAACAUCUACAUCUACCAAGUGGGAGAAGACAUGAGAAAAUACAGCAGAGUCGGACGUUGCACGGGCCACUCCAGUUUCAUCACACACCUCGAUUGGUCAGAAGACAGUCAGUACGUCAGAAGCAACUCGGGCGAUUACGAACUGCUCUUCUGGAAUGCCGGUCUAUGUCGCCAAAUACCCCAGAGCGCUUCCAUGAGAGAUAUACAGUGGGCGUCACAGAACUGUGUACUGUCUUUCUCAACUGUGGGAAUCUGGCCAGAAAACGCAGAUGGAACUGAUGUGAAUGCUUGCGAACGAUCACACGACUCUCGGCUCCUAGCAACUGCUGAUGACUUUGGCAAAGUCAAACUCUUCUCCUACCCAGUCACACAGCCCAGAUCGCUGUGCCACACUUACGGAGGCCACUCCAGUCAUGUAACCAACGUCGCUUUUCUCUUUGACGACUCUCGUAUAAUCUCGAUUGGUGGAAAAGACACAAGCGUUCUACAAUGGAGACUAACGUAGUCAAACAAAAUCUCUGAUCUAUACAAGCGAUCAUCACAUACUUCACUCAGCAUGAUAAGUGGAGGAUUUGAGCUGAGAUGUUUUAAUUUAAUGUUUCAAUUUUAAAAUUUACAGUCUUGUCUUAUACAUCCAGUAAGAAAAUUCAGGCAGAAAAUAUUAGUACCUAAUAGCACAGUAAAUACCUCACUUGAUUUCUUCUGAUCAAAACCUUUUGCUUUCUAGCUAAUAUUACUCAAGUGAUUUGUCCCUGAUAAGACUGAAUGUUUUGAACCGAACUCAGUUCACUGAAUCAUACCAACACUUUAAAGUGACCUUCACUUCAGGAUCUGCCGUCCCUGCAAAGUGCUUUUGUAGAUUUUUGUAUAUUUAUUUAAUCAUUUAAGUGUAUUCUAGUUCCAACUAUUUCUAAGAAAACGUAUAGCCUAAAUGUAUAAAGAAUAAGGUAACACAUAUUUAUUAUUUCCACAUCAAAUGUGGCCUAGGUACCAGCACAUUCCAUUUAAUUGUACAUUUUUAGAAGUCAGUUUAAUUUUUAGAUAUGAAGAGUUUAAAUUUUGUAAUAUGAGAGAAUGUUUGAAAAUAGACCUGCAUAGUGCAUGUUAUGGAAUUGUACGAUAUUACAUAUUGAUUAAUAGUUCAACAAGUAAAAUAAAUUUAGUGUUUUGAGUUCCACAUAUUUAAUUUUAUUCUUAAAAGCAGUUGUAAUAUUAUUCACCUUCAAAGUUUUUUCUUGGAUUUGUAAAACUCCUUUCCAGUUUGUAAGUUACAACACACUCUUUUAAACAGUUGUGUAGCUCUUAAGCAAUGUGGAAUCAUGAAAAAAUAUAAUUUUAUAAAUUUAUUUUACAUACUUUUAAA
This is a messenger RNA of Macrosteles quadrilineatus (aster leafhopper), 3941 nucleotides long. RefSeq names its product echinoderm microtubule-associated protein-like 2. Gene Ontology annotation, cellular component: mitotic spindle. Gene Ontology annotation, biological process: microtubule cytoskeleton organization. Gene Ontology annotation, molecular function: microtubule binding. The record is from RefSeq and is a predicted model, not a curated record. The transcript is spliced from 20 exons. Lineage: Eukaryota; Metazoa; Arthropoda; Insecta; Hemiptera; Cicadellidae. Bases 384 to 3083 code for a protein of 899 amino acids.